GCCGCUGCCGCCGCCGCCGCCGCUGCUGCCCUCGCUGGGCGCCGGCCUGGGCACCGUGGACGAGGGCGACUCCCUGGACGGACCCGAGUACGAGGAGGAAGAGGUGGCCAUCCCGCUGACCGCCCCUCCGACCAACCAGUGGUAUCAUGGAAAACUUGAUAGAACUAUAGCAGAAGAACGCCUUCGGCAAGCAGGAAAGUCUGGCAGCUACCUUAUAAGAGAGAGUGACCGGAGGCCAGGAUCCUUCGUACUUUCGUUUCUUAGCCAGACAAGUGUUGUCAGCCACUUUAGGAUUAUUGCUAUGUGUGGAGAUUACUACAUUGGUGGAAGACGUUUCUCUUCACUGUCAGAUCUGAUAGGUUAUUACAGUCAUGUUUCUUGUUUGCUUAAAGGAGAAAAACUACUUUAUCCCGUUGCACCACCAGAGCCAGUAGAAGAUAGAAGACGUGUACGAGCUAUUUUACCUUAUACAAAAGUACCAGACACUGAUGAAAUAAGUUUCCUAAAAGGAGAUAUGUUCAUUGUUCAUAAUGAAUUAGAAGAUGGAUGGAUGUGGGUUACAAAUCUAAGGACAGAUGAACAAGGCCUUAUUGUUGAAGACCUCGUAGAAGAGGUGGGCCGGGAAGAAGAUCCACAUGAAGGCAAAAUAUGGUUCCAUGGGAAGAUUUCCAAACAAGAAGCUUAUACUUUACUAAUGACAGUUGGGCAAGUCUGCAGUUUUCUUGUGAGGCCCUCAGAUAAUACGCCUGGUGACUAUUCACUUUAUUUUCGGACCAAUGAAAAUAUUCAGCGAUUUAAAAUAUGUCCAACACCAAACAAUCAGUUUAUGAUGGGAGGCCGAUAUUAUAACAGUAUUGGGGACAUCAUAGAUCACUAUCGAAAAGAACAGAUUGUUGAAGGGUAUUAUCUUAAGGAACCUGUACCAAUGCAGGAUCAAGAACAAGUCCUCAAUGAUACAGUGGAUGGCAAGGAAAUCUACAAUACAAUUCGUCGUAAAACAAAGGAUGCCUUUUAUAAAAAUAUUGUUAAGAAAGGCUAUCUUCUAAAGAAGGGCAAAGGAAAACGGUGGAAGAAUUUGUAUUUUAUCUUAGAGGGCAGUGAUGCCCAACUUAUUUAUUUUGAAAGUGAAAAACGGGCUACAAAACCAAAAGGAUUAAUAGAUCUCAGUGUAUGUUCUGUCUAUGUUGUUCACGAUAGUCUUUUUGGAAGGCCAAACUGUUUUCAGAUAGUCGUGCAGCACUUCAGUGAAGAGCACUACAUCUUCUACUUCGCAGGAGAGACUCCGGAGCAAGCGGAGGAUUGGAUGAAAGGUCUGCAGGCGUUUUGCAGUUUACGGAAAAGUAGUCCAGGGACAUCUAAUAAACGCCUUCGCCAGGUCAGCAGCCUUGUUUUACAUAUUGAAGAAGCUCACAAACUCCCAGUGAAACAUUUUACGAAUCCAUACUGUAAUAUCUACUUGAAUAGCGUCCAAGUAGCAAAAACUCAUGCAAGGGAAGGGCAAAAUCCAGUAUGGUCAGAAGAGUUUGUCUUUGAUGAUCUUCCUCCUGACAUCAAUAGAUUUGAAAUCACUCUUAGUAAUAAAACAAAGAAAAGCAAAGAUCCCGAUAUCUUAUUUAUGCGUUGCCAGUUGAGCCGGUUACAGAAAGGUCAUGCCACAGAUGAAUGGUUUCUCCUCAGCUCCCACAUACCACUAAAAGGUAUUGAGCCAGGAUCCCUGCGCGUUCGAGCACGAUACUCCAUGGAAAAAAUCAUGCCAGAAGAAGAGUACAGUGAAUUUAAAGAGCUCAUCCUGCAGAAGGAGCUUCACGUCGUCUAUGCUUUAUCACACGUGUGUGGGCAAGACCGAACACUACUGGCGAGCAUCCUCCUGAGGAUUUUUCUUCAUGAAAAGCUUGAAUCAUUGUUGCUGUGUACACUAAAUGACAGAGAAAUAAGCGUGGAAGAUGAAGCCACCACCCUGUUUCGAGCCACAACACUUGCGAGCACCCUGAUGGAGCAGUACAUGAAAGCCACCGCUACCCAGUUUGUCCACCACGCCCUGAAGGACUCCAUUUUAAAGAUAAUGGAAAGCAAGCAGUCUUGUGAGUUAAGUCCAUCAAAGUUAGAAAAAAAUGAAGAUGUGAACACUAAUUUAGCACACCUAUUGAACAUACUAUCAGAGCUUGUGGAAAAAAUAUUCAUGGCUUCUGAAAUACUGCCACCGACACUGAGGUAUAUUUAUGGGUGUUUACAGAAAUCCGUUGAACAUAAGUGGCCUACCAAUAAAACCAUGAGAACAAGAGUUGUUAGUGGCUUUGUUUUUCUUCGGCUUAUCUGUCCUGCCAUCCUGAAUCCACGGAUGUUUAAUAUCAUCUCAGAUUCCCCAUCUCCUAUUGCUGCAAGGACACUGAUACUAGUGGCUAAGUCUGUGCAGAAUUUAGCAAAUCUUGUGGAAUUUGGAGCUAAGGAGCCUUAUAUGGAAGGUGUGAAUCCAUUCAUCAAAAGCAACAAACAUCGUAUGAUCAUGUUUUUAGAUGAACUUGGGAAUGUACCUGAACUUCCGGACACUACAGAACAUUCUAGAACUGACCUGUCCCGUGAUUUAGCAGCACUGCAUGAAAUCUGUGUGGCCCAUUCAGAUGAAUUGAGAACACUCAGUAAUGAGCGUGGUGCACAGCAGCAUGUAUUGAAAAAACUUCUGGCUAUAACAGAACUGCUUCAACAAAAACAAAACCAGUAUACAAAAACCAAUGAUGUCAGGUAGCAGCCCUCGAGGGGCUCUGCCUGAAUUCGGCAUGCCCAACAUGGUAAUUGACAUCAGUAUAUCUUCUCUGCUCUUGCCAAAAAAUAGCACACCUUUCCACAUUCCAGUGAUGUGUGAGCUAUGCAAAGAAAACCGAAGAUCCUGUUGGCAGAUCACUGCCAGCACCUCUGUAAGCUGUCAGUGCAAGAUGUUUGCACUUCUCCAUGUGGAACCUUCACCGAACACUGAGCCUUGGUGUACAGAUCACCUUUCAUAAAAAAUGCUAGGACUGCGUCUUCAACUCUGGAAGUAUAUUUUCAAUACAUCCAAUUGCCAAAGUUUUGCUAUCUCUUGGAAAUGGAACUAUAAAACCAACUGACAAGAAAAAAGCAUUCUCUAUGGACAACCAAGGAUAACUGGACUGUAGACUGUUCUUACUGUAACACUUUCCUGACUAGGGACAUGACCAUUUGACUGUUCAAUGACUGUAUUUACAGUUUCCAGGGUUUGUCAUUAUAAUAGGAACAAUCUUUGUUAUAUACUUUUUUAAAAUACUGUGCUAUUUCUCAUUCUGGAACUGUUGAAAGAAAAUAUAUAGAAUGGAUCUAUUGCUCAUCAGCUUUAUUUUUUAAACAUACCACUUAUUUUGUUGGAAUUGUCAAAGAUUGUAUUUAGAUCUCAAUGCUUUUGUUAAAUGUUUACAACAGUAAAUAGUUUCAAUUCAGUAAAUAUUAUUGGUCAUUGUACUGAUCAGUGCAUGUUACCCUUUCCAUCAUUUUAUAGGUUCCCAAUUUCCUUGUGGAAAAAAAACUAGAAUGCUUUUUAAUUCAAAGUUGAUUUUUGUUACCCUUUUGAUUAUGCAGACCACCUCAUCAGCCACUUAAUACAACUUUUCCGUCUUUGAACUUCUGACUACUCAUAUCUGCUGGGCUGGAUAUUUAGUCGGACUGUAUAGUUUUAUUUUGCUUCUGUAUGUGUAUUUUUGUGAAGUAUUCACAAGGGUUAAGUUAAAAUAAAACCAAGGGACAUCUUAUAUAAGUGAUUACUUCUGUCUAAAUAUUGCCAAGCAUUUAAUUUCAUGAUUUUCUUCCUUUUUAGGGGCAGUUCAAACUAGCACCAAAGCAAGACCCAGGGAGAUGAACCUUCAGAUCAUUACUUUCGCUAAUGGUCUCUCAUUCAAUAUGUAUUUGUUUCACAUUUAUUUUCUUCUUCCCUAUACGUGUGCAGGGGAGGCAAGACCGGGAAAGUAUGUCAUGAAAUAUUAGUAAUAAAAGUAGGUGAGACAGGAACUAAGUGAAGGUAUGAGGAUAAGCAAUUCCUACAGUUAAAGAAAAAUUUUCUAAAGGCCUACAGUUUAAGAGCAAGACUUGAUUCUCUAACAUUUAAAACAUGGGGAAAAAACUGGGGGCAGAAUAGCUCUACCACUGAACUCUAUAUACUCCCAGGGCCUAGUGGUUUAAAAUGUAGCUGUGUGCGCUUAGUUUUAAGUUAUAAAAGGUAAUUAUUUGUGUGAAGGCAGCCAGCCUCACUUAGCUUCAAUCACACUUCCGCAGUGUUACCUACCCUUCAGCAAACCCAACAUACCCUGCAAGCCUCUUCCUUGAUCUUAAUGCCACUUCACUUUCUCCCUCCUUUCUAAAUCGUGUCACUUUGCUUCUCUAUUCCUCAAUGCUUUUUGGUUAGACAACCAUAGUAGUCUCCAGUCUGUCUUCAUUUACAGAAGACAGAUGGAAGGGAUAGGACCUAGUGAUAUUUCCUAAUUUCUUCCUAACAGGAAGAAAGGUCCAAACUAAUACUAACCUACCUGCCAUUCGUUAUAAAACACAAACCUGAAAAACUUACCCUGCUUUUUGUAUUUUAACGCUUAUCUCUUAAAUUGGAGUGGGAACCUGGCUACUUACCUUUUGUAGACCUCUCCCUGAAGUAUUGGAUGGACAGUGUUGAAAUACAAUCUCUGAAACCAUUUUUUUAAUGACGCUGGUUAGGAAAGUGUCAGAGAUAAAUGUGGACCUUGCCCUGAUGCCAAAAUUGAGUGGUCUGAAAGGGAAACAGGAGGUAAACUGGAAGCGUUUUACAACUGUCUCCAGCCUAGCGUAAUGCUAGGACUACACUGAAGGAACAAACUUUGGUUUCUACUCUACUUUUGUAAAGUUCCACUAUCAGUUUUAUUUCAGAAUAACAAAACCAAAAAACUCAAGCCUAAAACAUAAAUAAUACAUUGUUACCAUACGUGAAAAUUCUCACGACUCCAGUGGGAAGUACGGGCUUGCAUGCAGUGAGUCUGAGGUGUGUAUUUGCACAAUUUAGUUAUUUCAGGGGCAGCUGAGUUCUCACAAUUUCAAGUCAGUUUUCCAGAAAAAAUGUGACCUGAAAGAACACACAUCCAUGGUUUGCUUCCAGCCAUAGCAGCUGAUAUUUGUUUUGCUAUUCAAAUGUUAAUGUAUAAACUGAACACACUGCUCUGAUCCACCUACGAAGGGUAGGUGUCAUCACUGUCACUUCAUGUGAAUGUGGGAAACUGGCACACAGGUUUUCUAACUUACCAAGGUCACAGAGCAAAGUAGAAGCAGCUCACAUUCAUAGCUAAGUAACUUGGUGCCGUAUUCUUUGUUUUUCUAUUUUUAUAUCAAUUCAUUUCAACUUAAAUUCCUUGUAUAUACUUCAUUGGUAAAACUCCUAGUAACUGCAACACUAUUUAUAUGAAUUCACUUACAAGUAAUAAUAGGUUAAUUUUAAAACAAUAUAUAAUUAGAUUAUAUCAAUUUAAGAUUUUUAUCUAGAAAACUCACGAUUAUACAUCUAAAUUUUUUCAAUUUGGAAAUUCUUUCUAGUAACUAAUUGAGAG
Chinchilla lanigera (long-tailed chinchilla) is the source of this 5567-nucleotide messenger RNA. It is a transcript of the gene Rasa1, whose product is annotated as RAS p21 protein activator (GTPase activating protein) 1. Gene Ontology annotation, molecular function: protein binding. NCBI's taxonomy places the organism in Eukaryota, Metazoa, Chordata, Mammalia, Rodentia, Chinchillidae. Gene Ontology annotation, biological process: regulation of GTPase activity. The record is from RefSeq and is a predicted model, not a curated record.